UGAGUUUUUGCGUCCUGUCCGAGUCGACGAGGAACAUAGAAAUGAGGCGAUCCGCGGGCUUAGAUCAUAAUCAUGGAUUGCACCAAACCGGUGAAAUCUUAGAGGAUGAAAACGAAAAACUUGUAGAUGGCUUGCAUAACAAAGUAUCCCAGCUCAAGGAGCUUACAAUUGAUAUUGGUGUUGAGGUGCGAGCACAGAACAAAAUGCUGGGUGACAUGGAUGACGACUUUGACAAAUCACAUGGUAUAUUAUCAUCAACGAUGGGACGACUAAAAAGAAUGGCUGCAUCUGGACAUAAUAGAUACAUUUUAUAUCUCAUGCUUUUUGCUUUUUUUGUUUUCUUCAUCACAUGGUAUAUUAUUCGAUCAAAGUAACAUGCUUUCUCACUUUUCGUUACAUGCAUCCCUGUCAUUACACAUCACACAUUAGGAUUUUAGUUAAACAAAGAAUGUGUAAAAUACCGCUUUAAUUUUAUCAAUUUUGUGAAUUUCAUGAGGCAGUAAAAAUCAAAACUUUGAAAUAUUCAUUUGUGGGAAAACAAAAACAAAUAAAAAAAUGCUGUAAAACUUUGUUUUUUCAUUUCAUAAUGGAGUGUAAAAUCUUUCUGUCUAUGUUUUCCACAACAUGUGUUGCAUGGUCAGUGUAGAUGGAUGGAAGGGAUGAUCCACCAUUGAAAAAUUUUCAUUCAAAAUUCCAAAAUCUUGAAAAUUUAUAUCAGCCAAAUUAAAGUGGUAUUACAAAUGUUACAUAUAUCUAUCAUAUGGUACACAUAUCAAUAAGCAUGCAUCACAACGGCUGUUGAUUUAUAUCAGCAUUCGUAUGAAAAGUCAGCAGGGUGACUGAACACAAACUUCUGAAGACUAAUAUACUAUGGUAUUCAGUAAAAUAUCUAGAAUCAUAUUUUAAAAAAAUGUUUUUUAUUAUCAUUAUUUUCCUCUUGUAACCAAUAUUUGAUGUACCAGUAUUCACAUGUGCAUUCAAUGUAGAUAUCCAAGUGUUUUUAAAUACAAGAUGCAAGUCUGAUAAUUCAUUCAUUAAUUGUUUUUUUGUUAAGUUUAAUGUCAAUCAAUUCAGGUCUGAUUGAACCGAUAAUUGAACUGUUAAUUGAUAAACUAUUACCAAAGAAACCUUCAGACUUUCAGUGCUCUUCCCCCACCCCACCCCACCCCACACCACUCCUCUUCUAUAUUCAGCCCUACAGCCAUCUAAGAGUCUCGUAUGUAUAGAAUGUUUGCUUUACUUUCACUUUUUUUGACCCUUGACCCUCACUUUGAAUUUCUGCAAUAUUUUCCUACAUGUUGUAUGACUUACUGUAUUCGUAAUAUGUUUAUGUACAGUACCUAAAUUAUUUUAAUAAAAAU
Messenger RNA from Saccoglossus kowalevskii, 1361 nucleotides. RefSeq names its product BET1 homolog. The record is from RefSeq and is a predicted model, not a curated record. Lineage: Eukaryota; Metazoa; Hemichordata; Enteropneusta; Harrimaniidae.